CAUUUCGUACGAAGUUUACCGUCUUCCGUGGCUCUCGAUUAACGUGAAAACGUCGAAAAUGUUACGUCGGUGAUAUUUUUACGCACCGCAGUACACGAAAUUGUUAGGCAUUUGCAGUUAGCGGGCGUAACGCCACGGUGUGGGAGUGAGUAGCGGCGAUUAUCAGAAGAGCCGAGCUGUAGCUUGGCUGUGGCUUGUUUAGUGUAAUACAAAGAAUCAGCGGUGCUGACGGUGGUGUGGUAUGGAGGUGCAACUUAGCGUAAUGUCCGUAAUUUCGACGUUAUUUUCUUUGUGAACGUUAAAGAACGGAACAUGUGUGCUUAGUGACUUCGGGCUAGAUCUUAUGCUGACAGAGAGAGGGAAAGAUGGCGACCAGUCUAGCUGUACAAUUGAUCUGUCUAUUGGGACUAGUAGCUGCUAUGGACGUACAGCGGCUUGCCGUGCCUCAUGAUGUAUAUCCAGGCUAUGGUAUCACUAAAUUGCAUUCGGGAGGUCAGUACUUUAGUUUGGCGGACAACGACUUCUCUCCCUACUUCGCCCUAUUGAGUAACGGGAUUUUGAUGGCCACCACCAGUCUAGUCCACCUGGCCAACACUCCCAUCACUCUGGUGGUCAGAGAGGAAUAUCCCAACAUUACCACGGAACGAAUGAUUAUUUUGCACGUCGUAGAAAGGUCGAAGAUGUUAAAAUUCGAUCGGGAAGUGUAUAAUGGUGUAGUAAGUGAAAACCAGCCUGUUGGAACUGUAGUGGAAGAAGUAGAAAGAAUAAUCGCUUCGGGAGAUCAAAACCAUAAAAUUACUUAUAGUUUAAUAUCUGGAAACGAGGGGGAAAGAUUCGGAAUUCUGCAACCUCAGGCUAACGAUACGGGUGUCAUUUUAGUAACUAAAUCUGUCCUGGACAGGGAAGGUCAGUCCACUUACGAAUUGGUAUUGAGAGCUACCGACGUGAUAGCUGCAGAUAGUUCGGAAGCACUAAUUAGGAUAGAAGUAUUGGAUGUUAACGACAAUUCUCCCGUUCCCGAUAGCAAAUCGUAUCGCUUCAAAAUACCAGAUGAUGCCGAGUUGUAUAGUGUGGUAGGUAACAUCACCGCUAGUGAUGCCGAUGGAGAUAAGCCCGUUUACCAUUUCACGGCUCGUCAUCCGGUUUUUGCCAUAGUACCGAAAACGGGUCAAAUUCUUCUCAUAAGUUCACCUUUGCUGAAAACUUACAAAUUAUCAGUGAGGGCGGACGACGGACGAAAACCUCCGCGUUACAGUCCGGUAAUACCCGUGUUUGUCGAGGUAUUUAGCAACCAAUAUGACUUUGACAACGAUUUGGAUAGUACUAAUGAGGUUCUUGUGCGUGCUAGAAGAUCGGUGAGACCAACCAAGAGCUACGAAUAUAAGGAAACCGAUGGUAGUGUCACGGGAAGGGUUAUGUUUCAAUUAGACAAAAAGCACCCGCACGAAGUUUACAAAAUUGAAAAUCCCAACCAUUGGGUCGAAGUGGAGCCUUCGGGAGAAGUGAAAGUCAAGGAGCCCUGGGACUAUGAGCUACUUGGCAAAGAGAAAACCAUUGAUUUCUGGGUGUUUGUAACUGGGCCAAACGUGGAAGAUCCUGAGAGACAGCGUAUUAUAAUUCAUAUCAAGGAUGUCAACGAUGAACCUCCAUAUUUCAUCAACAGACCAUUACCAAUGCAGGCAGUUGUUCAACUUAAUGCACUGCCAGGAACGCCUGUAUUUAAGUUACAAGCAAGAGAUCCAGACACUGAUCACAAUAUACAUUAUUUUCUUGUACGAGAUAGAACUGGUGGAAGAUUUGAAGUUGAUGAGAGGUCAGGAGAAGUGCGCACACUUGGGAGUGAUCCUUUUAUGUUAGAUAAAGAAUAUGUUUUAUAUGUGAAAUCAGAAGAUCAUAAUGGUAUUACUAGUGAAAGAGGACACUAUCAGACUACUGGAGAAAAGCGAUUAUCAAUUAUGGGUGGAAAAAGACCUCCACAGUUUUAUAUGUCAAAAUAUGAAGCAACUAUUCCAGAAAAUCAAAAAAAAGAUUCUGACAUAAUUGAAGUCAAAGCCAAAUCCUUUGCAGACAGAGAGAUUAGAUAUACUCUAAGAGCACAAGGAAAAGGAGCUGGUACUUUUAACAUUGGACCAACAACUGGAGUAGUAAAACUUGCAAAGGAAUUAGAUUAUGAGGAUAUGCGACAACCUAAAUCAUACUCACUUAUUGUGACAGCAACAGAAGAUUCUGGAGGGUUUUCAACUUCCGUUGAAUUGACAAUCAAAGUAACUGAUGUUAAUGACAAUGCUCCCAGAUUUGAAUUACCUGAUUAUCAGGCUCAUAAUGUGGAUGAAGAUGUACCAAUUGGAACAUCUAUACUCCAAGUUUCUGCCAGUGAUAUGGAUCAAGGAAAAAAUGCUGAAAUUGAAUAUUCUGUAGACAAAGAUGAUUUUACUAUUGAUAAUAGGGGAAUUAUAUAUUCUAAUAAAAGACUGGAUGCAGAUAUCAAUAAUACAUAUGUAUUAACAGUGAGAGCUACUGAUCGAGGAGAUCCACCAUUAACUGGUACAGCAACUAUUCGAAUAUAUACUGAAAAUAAAAAUGACGAACCUCCUAAAUUUAGUCAAGAUGUUUAUACUCCAAAUGUGGAUGAAAAUGCUGGGCCAGAUACACUAGUGACUACAGUGGUAGCAAGUGAUAAAGAUGGUGAUAAUAUAUAUUUUGGAUUUGUUGGUGGGGGGACAGUUUCUGGAAUGUUUCAAAUAGAGGAAAGAACAGGUGUAAUACGUCUUAUCAAUGGUCCUAUCCAUUUGGAUAAAGAUAAAUAUGAAUUAAAUGUUACAGCUAGAGAUGAUGGUAGUUGUUGUAAAAAUGGUGCACAUACCACCCACACAAGCACAGCACUUGUAGUUGUAUUUAUAACAGAUGUUAAUGAUAAUAAACCAGUUUUUGAAGAAUGUGGAACAUAUGCACCACAAGUAGAAGAAGGUGCUCCCAGUGGUACUUCAGUAAUUAAAGUAAAAGCUACAGAUCAAGAUAAAGGUCAUAAUGGUCAAGUUAGGUAUUCAAUUGUCCAACAGCCAAAUCAAAAAGGAACUAAAUUCAUGAUUGAUGAAGUUACUGGGGAAAUCAGAACAAAUAAGGUAUUUGAUCGUGAAGGUGAUGAUGGUCGAUUUGUUAGUGUAACUGUUAAAGCAACAGAUCGAGGUAAUCCUCCAUUAGAAGGUGUGUGUUCCUUCAAAGUAGAAAUCACAGACAUCAAUGACAAUCCACCACUAUUUGACCGACAAGAAUACAGAGAAAAUGUGAAACAAGAUACUCCUAAAGGGACCAAUAUUCUUCGUGUUUCUGCUUCAGAUGAAGAUGCAGAUAAUAAUGGAGCUAUAAUUUAUAACCUUACAGCACCUUAUGAUCCAUCUGAUCUUGAAUACUUUGAAAUAAAUCCUGAUUCUGGUUGGGUUAGUUUGAAAAAAGCAUUAGAUAGAGCACAAUAUCAUUUGAGAGCAGUAGCUCUAGAUAAAGGAAUACCACAGCAUAGGGCAACUGUAGAAGUCAUUAUUGAUGUAGUAGAUCGAGCAAAUAAUCCACCAAUUUGGGAUCAACCAGUUUAUGGACCAAUUUUUAUCAAAGAACAUUUAGAAGUUGGCCAAAGAGUUAUAUCUAUUAAAGCCAGAUCUGGCAUUCCUGAUAAUCCAACAGUAUUUUAUACAUUGAUGAAAGGAAGCACAGAACAAACAAAUAAAAAGGAUACAUUUUAUUUAAGUCAGAGAUCAGAAAAUGGAGACACUUUGGCAGAUCUAUAUGUUAAUUAUCCAUUAGACUAUGAAAGAAUACAACAGUAUAAUCUUACUGUAAGAGUUGAGAAUAAUGGGAUUCAUCAAUUAGCAUCAGAAGCCACUGUAUAUAUUGUAUUGGAAGAUGUCAAUGAUGAGAUACCAUUGUUUAUUGAAAGAGAACAAGAAACAGUACUUGAAGGAAUGCCUCCUGGAACUAAAGUGACUCAAGUGCAAGCUGUAGACAAAGAUGGAACAUAUCCAAAUAAUAAAGUAUAUUAUUCAAUCGAAUCUAAAGAUCACGGUGAUAAAUAUUUCACAAUUGAUCGAGAGACGGGAGAGAUUUACACCAAAAUCGAAUUCGAUCGUGAGGAGAAGCAAGCUUAUGCAAUUCUAGUGAAAGCAGAGGACGGUGCACCUUCUGAUCGUCCUCAUAUGCGUCAAGGAGAACCUAACUCAGUGACAAAAUACAUCCGGAUAGGUAUCGGAGACAAGAACGACAACCCUCCUUACUUUGAUCAAACGAGAUACGAAGCCGAAGUUAAUGAAGAUGAAGAUAUUCAACAUACUGUUAUUACAGUAACGGCGAAGGACAAAGACGAAUCUUCAAGAAUUAGAUAUGAAAUCACUCAGGGAAAUAUAGGCGGAGCAUUUGCUGUAAAGAAUGAAACUGGUGCUAUAUAUGUUGCUGGUCCUUUGGAUUAUGAAACGAGAAAAGAGGUAAAUAAUAUGUAAGGUCGGAAAACGCGUCGGUUACUUUAUAUUAAGUGUGUUUAUAGCAAGUUAACUGUGGUUAUUUAUCGUUUAAAUCAGUAAUUCUGAACAAAAAUUAUACAGUAGAAGAUAAAAUUGUAAAUAAUAACCUGUAUACUUUUUAUUGUUGAGUUUUUAAUAGUAUAGUAAAAAUAAUGACUAUUAUACUUAACUUUUCCUGUUACUAUUUUAUUAAUGUAAUUAACAUUUUUUUUUUCCAAUUGGCAGUUGAGAAUCGCUAUUUUAGAUGAUCUCGUUAUAAGUAUAAAGUGUAUACAUAGACCUAAUUUUUGUAAAUAUUUUAUAUAAGUUCUAGAGUUUAUCGCGUGUUUUAUUUUAAUGCUUAACCUUAUCUAUUGACUUACAUACAAAAUUUUAACUGUAUUGAAUCACAUCUAGAAAACUUAUUGUGCCCAAGAGAAAGAUUGAAUCACUGCUGAAGUGAUUUGAUCAGAUGAGCUGGAAAAAUUUAUAGGAGAAUUUACUUGAUAGUCAUAUUUAUGUUUUGGAUCUAUUACUAGAAUGUUGUUUAGUAUAAUUUUUUUUUUUUUUUUGGUAAAAUCCAUUGGAAAUUUUUUCUAGUAUUUUUGCGAAUGGCUUAGUUAUUUCAGAAGUUGCUGAUUCGUGCAACACUUGUUCCGAAUCGAAAUUUCGACGUGUGGUGUCUUAAACAAUAUUGCCACUUCCCAAAUCCUUUGUAGUCUAUACUAGUUUCCUACUAGAAGAUCGAUAAAAUUCGUAAGAGACAGUCCAUUUUCGCGUUUUGCACACACAAAUGCCACCACCACUUUCUUUCCUAAUUUUAUAAAACGCUUUUUCUUUUUUGAUUUUACUGUAUUUUUCUUUUCUUUUUUCACUAUCGAGUUUCAGUUUUUAUUUUAAUCGUUAACCUAGUGCAAUAUUCUUGCAGUACCGAAUAUUUAUCUUAUAAAUAUUAAAUAUUGCGCGUUGAUUAUCACAAAAGACAUUAUUUUUGAAUAUCUGCUAUCUAAUAUAGUUUCUUUUCUUAGUAUAAUGAUCCAUAAUUUUUAAUAUAAUUAUUCGAUAGCUUUUAUUUAAUGAAAUGAUGUGUACUUACAGUACAGUACAUUCGCACAUAAACAACUAUAGCUCUGAUUUAUUUGACUGUUAAAGAAGACUGCAUUUUCUCACAUGAUCGAAAAAUUAAGACAAAUCAUCGGUUAGUUAAACGUCAGUGAUAAUGACGAUGUAAUUUAAAUUCGUCCAUUUGUCUUUCUGAAUCAUGGAGAGUAGAUGUUAAGUGAUGUAAAAUUUAUUUUAUUUUGUUUUAUCCUAAUACAGUGUUUAGAUUUAUACAAGUAAAAAUGCAGAAUAUAAUUAUCAAUUAAUUCGUGUUUGAAUACUUCUCAUUUCACACAAUAUUAUCUUUAAUUUAUUAAUAGUUCAAAAUUAUUCUAUUCUUGUUAUAUAUAUUUCUAUUUAUUUUAUUCAUAGUAAUUUGUACAGAAAUGCAGCUAAAGUACAGUAACUUAUUUAAUUGAUUACAAUUGUCUUGUAUAGUCAUGAUCUACUUAAGAGUUCAUUGAUUGCACAUAACCUUCAUUAUUUUUUAUCUAGACGUCGUAAAAACUACUAAUGGGAAAAUCAUCGGAUUUGUUUGAUUUCAGAUAAUCGUAAGUUCCAUAAUCAAUAAAGGCAAACGUUAAAAUGAUUUUUAAGAUGUCUUUUCGCACUUUAUGUAACCUGAUUCUUACCGAAAACUUCACAACCAAUGAACUUCUGGUAGCCUACUACUAUUUCGACUGCUUUAUUGGAUUCGAUUUUUUGCCGUUUUUCAGCUCACGUUGUCAAAGAACUUUAGCAUCCGUUCAUUCGGGUCACGAUAACUGAAGUUAAAAGAUCGAAUCGUGCUCAAAUUUUGGGUGAAGGUCAAAUAAUGAUUCUGAGAUUCUGAAUGAUGCUUACGCAAAAAUUAUUCUUGUGUUAUUUGGAAUGCACUUAUACAAGUUUAUAAUACAUAUUGAAA
This is a messenger RNA of Centruroides sculpturatus (bark scorpion), 6492 nucleotides long. Its product is annotated as neural-cadherin-like. The transcript is spliced from 16 exons. Gene Ontology annotation, molecular function: calcium ion binding; cadherin binding. Gene Ontology annotation, cellular component: catenin complex; plasma membrane. Lineage: Eukaryota; Metazoa; Arthropoda; Arachnida; Scorpiones; Buthidae. Gene Ontology annotation, biological process: homophilic cell-cell adhesion. The record is from RefSeq and is a predicted model, not a curated record. Bases 366 to 4487 code for a protein of 1373 amino acids.